Dermacentor andersoni is the source of this 4212-nucleotide messenger RNA. Its product is annotated as TNF receptor-associated factor 6-like. The record is from RefSeq and is a predicted model, not a curated record. Gene Ontology annotation, molecular function: tumor necrosis factor receptor binding. NCBI's taxonomy places the organism in Eukaryota, Metazoa, Arthropoda, Arachnida, Ixodida, Ixodidae. Gene Ontology annotation, biological process: regulation of canonical NF-kappaB signal transduction. Gene Ontology annotation, cellular component: cytoplasmic side of plasma membrane; plasma membrane signaling receptor complex.
UUUAUAGGGAGGGUCAUCGAUGGUGAUCCAAGUUUUCGCAAGUGGCAGUUUGCCCGGCAGUGAAAGCGAGCGGGUGCCGCAUUCCUCAUGGCUCCUCUGAACCAGCGGUACACGUUAGUCGGGUUUUCUGACGAAUUGGACUGGAGGCCUAUGGACUUCGUGGAGCCCAUUCCAGCUUACAGAAUCUGCAAAGCAUGCGGACUGGUGCCCAGUGUGACCGCUUCUUUGCCGUGUCUGCACGUUCUCUGCAAGAAGUGUUACGACUGUUGCCGGCAUGACGACGGACGUUGCUGUCCGCUCGAUGGUGAGCGUGUCCGGGAAGACGAUGUCGAGUGGCGGGAGUUUCCAGUAGACAACCUGCUCAAACGGAAGGUAAAAUGCUGGAACGAAGAAAGGGGCUGCCACAGGGUACUGACUGCAUCAGAGCUGAACAAGCACUUUUGUGAAGACUGUGACCAUCACUUUACGUCCUGCCCCAAGUGUUCAAUACUCGUACUUUGCAAGGAUGUCUGCGCGCAUAUACAAAGCGAAUGCAGUAAUUACGCGGUGCCUCUUACAAAUGGGUCCCCUCCAACGACUAACAGUGACCAAACAGCAAUAAUGAUGGCUUUGAAUUCAAGCAUCAAUGGGCAAGUGUGUGAAAUGAAACACAGGCUUGCCCAAGUUGCAAAUGACAUUAACGCCCAAAGUGAAUGUCUGAAUCAAAUUUCAUAUUGCAUGAACUCGAUCAAAGGAACGCUGCUACAAAUAUCAAGGGGAAGCAAAACGUUUGAAAACGUUCCGUCACGAGCUGCCGAUUGGCUAUCGUGCUCUGAAGCAGUAAGGGAAACACUGAUUGGUCAUGGCCAAAAGCUGCAGGAGCUCGCAGGAACGAUAGGCAAUUCAACUAAAACCCUGAUGGAAGCUUCAGAGGACAGGAGGCGAGCUGUAGAGCAAAUGAAAGAAAAUGCAGCGAACGCGUUGCAAGAAGCUUUAAGGAAACAUUCAGCGGCUGACAAUGAGGCGUUCAAUAAAGUAUAUGAAAAGGUAAACACGAUGGAGAGGACCUUAGGAAAACAGUUGCAGGACGUCACUAGGACAAUCUGUAGUAUGUUAGAAAAACGUGUUGCAGGCAUUGGUGAAGCACUGAAUCGUCAGGAGCGAAACAGUUCGACGCCAUUAAGUAUAGAGAAAGAACUGGCCCUAAACACAAUCAGCCUAAAGCGAUACGAGUUUUGUGUAAAAGGAUUGAAGGCAAAGAAGGAACGGGCAUAUUCGCAAGGCUACUGUGAUUGCCCGAGUGUAAACCUAUAUAUCUCAGGGUAUCACUUGUUGCCGGGAGUCUACCUUAGCAAACAUGAGGGUAAUGUGUUGCUGCAUGUUGGUAUUCAGCUGCUGAAAGGAGUGAUAGACAAUUUUCUUCAAUGGCCAUUCGAAAAGAGCAUUAAGCUGACAGUCAAACAUCCGUCGAAUGGCAAACAUCGCCAGUUUGUAACUAAACCUGAAGACAACCUCCUCUACUAUGGAAAGCCCGAAGGAUCAAGUAACGAAGGGGCAUACUUGAGCGACAAAUCAUUUCCAUUAGAUGACCUGGAACGUAAAGGAUACGUCACGGGCGACAAUCUCCAUAUAGUGUGGGAAAUCGUUCAGUAAGGCCGGAUCAAAUAAUGAUGGACGCCUUAUGUAUUUCCCAAGUACAUAAGCUGAGCUGUUAAACGGGUUAGAAAUGAACAUCGCUCCGCAGCUCAUCUUUGUUGAAAGCCAAAUGAAAGUUGCUAUUGAACUGCAUGUGGUAUUUCUAUUGUAUAGUGUCCCUGCUAGUAUGCAUCCGUCAUAUGACACAGCUCAAUGUACAGGGAUAUACUCAGUGCAUGAUCACAGUGGAGAAGAGCCUCUGCCAGUAAUCGUUAGUUGGUGCAUUCUAUGAAUCGUUCGCAAUUACCAAAUAUGUUAAUUACUGCUCUGAAGCGCCGUUGUUAAUGCAUUUGUCGGAAAAAUGGUAAAGAAAGCUGUCAUGUUUCCAGCGCGGUACAUUUUGCCCGUUUAUUUCGAACAGAUCAAGAAAGCCCAGGAUAAAUUAGAAAUAUCACGUGACUAACUGUCCUCCGAAGUCAAAAGAAAAUUCAUGCCAGAUACUCUUCUGGGAGUUCGCUAAGUAUGUGCAACCACUGCGCCACUUGCUAAUCUCCAUGCAGCCCAUCGUAAUUACCAAUGCUGUGAAGGUUGAUCCGACCAGUAUAAACGAUAGCGCUGCAGCGUGACGAACUGUUGGGGAUGGCAGCACAAGAUGAAUUGACGCAAGAUUACUGCAGGUUGUAGUAGCUGGUGCGCUGCUGAAGUUCCGAUCAAUACAAACCUCUCUAUAUCGCCUUGUUCAUCCGCAUCGAACCAUUAUGAAUCCUGGUCAACCUUAUACCGGCGGUGUAUGGCGCCGCCGCGCGGGCCCUAUCUUGAUAGCGAUCUGCGAUGGUGGCUGAGUGCGCAUAAUUCUGACAGCUUCGUGCGCGCUGCGUUCCCGCAGCUUACUUCCCGUCGAAUUGAGAGGCCACUUCGCGCGCAGCUGCUACGGGCAUAUAUAUCUGAAAAGCGAUAGUCUUACGCCACGGGUGGACGGGCAUCCUCGACGGGUAAACAUAGAGGUGCUUACGCAUUUGAAUGCAGCGCCCUCAAACGAACUCCACACUCGCUAUUGAGCGCACUCUUUCCAUAACAGAUCAACCACCAAUUCUCGGCGCUCUUAACAACAAGGCGCCGUGCAGUCGUGGGUGGAGCGCGCCAGAUAAGACGACAGCUUUGCCGUUAACUUUGAAGCUUCUUUUUGAUGGCGCUGCUAUUUAAAGCGGGCGCUAGGAUAUUCGCACGCUUCGCGUCUAACCAAAUCGAAAUUUUCGCGGGCUCUCUUUAUCAACCGGAAGAAAUAAACGGGCGCGAAGUACCUGGGCUGAAAACAUGCCAGCUUUGUGUUUCUUACAAUUUCCUACACAAUUUUCACUGACAGCACGGAAUCCAGAUCACUAAUUAAGAAUGCUAAUUGCAGCUAAUAGAUUGAAUGGCAUCAACAAAAAUUUGUGUCGUCUAUUCAACUCGGUUGCGAUCAAUAUGCAUUGGUUACCAUUGCGUUGAAUGGAUCUCUUAAAAAAGACAGGAUGCAUGAUAGCAGCGACACCCUUUAUAUGUAUUUCAUAGACAACGCAUCGUCGGUCAUUUCUAAUUGUAUAGCCCAGAAUUGCCACAUGGUUCUUUCGAAACAAGUCGACUGAAGAUGCCGCGCACUUGCAAGUAAUACCACAAUUUAGCUUUUCCGUGGCCAUGAAUAAUUAGAGAAGCGAAUACGCUCACUAAGAAAAUCGCCAAGCUCUCAACAAUCACUUUUAUUGCUGCUGCACCACUGCACGUUGGGUGAAAUACCAUGCCGUCUUUAUUGAAUUUUUUAUAGACAUCUAUAUUUCCUUUAGGUAAAUUUCAAGGCGUCACAUAUUCGUGCAUGCGCAAAAAGGGCAACGCGAAAGUACGCCAUGAAGUUCAUAAUUACAUUGUAGGGUGAAAAGUAUUGGCGAAAUGACCGGUUUCACCUGAAAGGACGAAAUUAAUCGUAAAUUUUGAAAAUAAUGGAGAAGAGUGUGUGCUAUUCUUGUACAUAGUGAAAGAGGUUGUGCCACUGUGGAAUGCGUGGAAAAUUAGAUUGUCCAACUAGGCGUCUUGAGCAAUAGGUUAUGGCGAAGGCGCUUCAUUGACAAGUGGUUUACAUGCCAAGCUUGCCCAGCUUUUAGUAUCUGUCGUGGCUUAAAAUAUAGCUCAUUGAUAGCGGUAGCCGCAUCCAGCAAAAGCAAGCAUGCGCAGUCAACCUAUGCAUUAUCGUGCUCAAUAUAAGUGCAGUGGUGCUGUUUCUUUCCAAAAGAUACGGUCGCGCCGUUUUAACGCUCAUAAUAAUUCGUUUCCUAACAGCCUCACCCAAUCGGGUCUCGUGCUUAGGCCAGAUUUGAGCAAACAACACGAUUGCUCCAGCAAAACACUCUUGUCGACACGCAGGGCUGCGAAAGUUCAGAUUGCUGAAAGCGCAAGCUAGAUUUCCUUUCAUGAAGUGCUCUCUCAUCAUCAGCCUAUUUUAUGUUAUUGUUAUGUUGUCUUAUGUAUUUUAGGUUUUAAGUUUUAUGACAUGGACCUGCCCAGCUCCAUUUUUUUCUCUUAAUGUCCAAUAAAAUAUCGGCUAUACCCGUUUGCUCUCUGGUCCAA